Messenger RNA from Tripterygium wilfordii, 2013 nucleotides. RefSeq lists its product as uncharacterized. NCBI's taxonomy places the organism in Eukaryota, Viridiplantae, Streptophyta, Magnoliopsida, Celastrales, Celastraceae. Gene Ontology annotation, molecular function: acetylglucosaminyltransferase activity. The record is from RefSeq and is a predicted model, not a curated record. The transcript has 3 exons. The coding region runs from base 252 to 1694 and encodes 480 amino acids.
CAAUUUGACUUGUGCAAGAGAAAGGCACCAACCAGGCGGCUCUUAUUGGCAGGAGAUCGCGCUUUCUUGUUUCCAUAGAGCUAUCCCUGUUUCUUGCUUCACAUGCGAUAUUAACAAACAAGAGUGUCAAACUCAGAUUCCGCGCCGUUCAUUGCGCUUGUUAAUGGUGGAUGGAUUUACUUAUAUGCAAUCAAUCUCCAUUAAAAUCAACGCUGGAACCCAUUCUUGGCGAUCAAUUACACUAAACUACAAUGUUUUCCAAGAUCAGGAUUCAGUUUCUUCAGUUCUUCAACAAAACCCAAAAUUCAUCUCGUUUGAUCAAUCUGAUUCUAAUCUCCUCUUCUUUAUGCAUAAUCUAUCUCCUGACAUCGAUAUUUCUUGUUGGUACUUCGAAGAUUAUAAGCAGAGAGUCUUCUCAACAAGCUGUACAUGAACCAACAUCGCUUGAACAUAUCGUGUUUGGCAUAGCAUCGAACAACAAAUCAUGGUCGAACCGUAAGGAGUACGUCAAGCUCUGGUGGAAGCCAAACCAAAUGAGAGGAUGUGUGUUCUUGGAAUCCAUGCCACCUGAUUUGAAUUCCUCAGCUAGUUCUUCUUCUUCUCUGCCUCCCGUGUGCGUUUCAGGGGACACUUCGCGGUUCCGGUAUACUUGCAGAGGUGGUCUUCGGUCGGCGAUACGGGUGGCUCGCGUAGUCUCGGAAACUGUGGCGCUUAAUCAUUCUGAUGUGAGAUGGUUUGUGUUUGGGGAUGAUGACACUGUUUUCUUCCCGGAGAAUUUAGUGAAGACUCUGUCCAAGUAUGAUCAUGGACUCUGGUACUACAUUGGUUCUAAUUCGGAGAUAUUUGAGCAGAACAGAUUUUUUGGGUUUGAUAUGGCUUUUGGUGGAGCUGGGUUUGCUAUUAGUUAUCCACUCGCGAAAGUUCUUGCAAAGAUUUUCGAUUCUUGCAUUGCAAGAUAUCCACAUCUUUAUGGAAGCGAUUCCAGAGUAUUUUCUUGUUUGACGGAGCUCGGUGUCGGUCUAACUCACGAACCCGGUUUUCAUCAGGUUGAUGUUCGGGGAGAUGUUUUUGGAUUAUUGGCAUCGCAUCCAUUGACGCCAUUAGUGUCACUGCACCAUUUGGAUUUCAUAGAUCCAAUCUUCCCUGACAUGACAACAAUGAAGGCAUUGGACCAUUUAUUCAAAGCAACAAGCAUUGAUUCCCAAAGAAUUUUGCAACAGACAGUUUGUUACGAUCCUUGGUUUUCAUGGACGAUUUCAGUGUCAUGGGGUUAUGCUGUUCAAGUUCACAGUAAUCGUCUACUUCUACCGGAUGCUCUUCCUGUUCAAGCAACAUUCAGGCCGUGGCAAAAGCGUGGGAGUCCAUUUGCGGGGGCGUACACUUUUAACACCAAACAACUUCACCCUGAUCCAUGUACAAGACCCACAGUCUUCUUCUUUGAUAAUGUAUCUUCCGAUGGCGAUGAAAUUCGGAGCAAUUACAAGAAAGCCUAUCAGAAUUGUACUCAAGACAUGGGUUCACCCAAGAAACUAGAAGAAAUCAAAGUGUUCUCAACGAAGCUUGAUCUUGGCAUUAAACAGUUGCAGGCUCCAAGACGGCAAUGUUGCGAUGUAUUGCCUUCUUCCGCAGGAAAAGUGAUGGAGAUUGAAAUUAGAGAAUGCAAAGAAGAUGAGUUGAUCCAUAUGCAUGAGUGACCAAUUUUAAGGUACAGUUGCAUUGACAGGGUGCUGUGUUGAUAAUCCUCGAGGCACCAAUCAGGGAAAUAAAAUUAGUGUUCUAGGAGCUGAUUAGUUGUCGGAGAUGCAAAUGCUAUAAAGAUGACUUGAAUCUAACUUUCUUCAUUGUUGUUGAGACAACAUUGUUAGAGAAAGAAGGAAAGCAAAUUCGAUUGCCGAGAUUGGAGGAAGGAGAAGGUGACUGUACUUGUAGAUGUUUUUUUUACUACAAUACUCAAAUGGAAUAAUAAACUAAUAAUUACUUAUUUUUCAUAAAUACAAUACAAAUUAAUAUACA